This is a messenger RNA of Aspergillus terreus NIH2624, 2415 nucleotides long. RefSeq lists its product as uncharacterized. The transcript is spliced from 4 exons. The record is from RefSeq and is a predicted model, not a curated record. Lineage: Eukaryota; Fungi; Ascomycota; Eurotiomycetes; Eurotiales; Aspergillaceae. Bases 1 to 2415 code for a protein of 804 amino acids.
AUGUCUACCAACACACAGCCCAACACUCCCGCGCAAUGGCAGAAGUUCAGCGAGCUGAAGCCGGUGGACGACAUCCCAAACCACGAGUCCAAGGAUGAAGACAACGCAAUAAUGUCAGCCGACGAAUUGACCGACCUCGAAAUCAAUGCCCGGGUGAUCACCGCCGACCAGCCCGUCCAUCUCAAGAUGUCUACGCGUGGAGCCAAAAAAUGUGUCAUGGUGAUCUAUGCCGCCGUGCUCGAUCAGCCGAUCAGCGUUUCGAUCGAGGGCGAUCAGCGCACGGAGUUGAAGCUGGGAGUGGAUUCCGGCCACCUGCAAGCGGAGAUCAAGUUCGACGAGGGCCGGCUGGAGGUCUCUUACAGCGACCGACACGGGGACGACCGCACCCCGGCCUACCAAGCCUUCCUGGACACGGAGCUGCGCGUCGCCCUCGCGGUCUGCUGGUCAUCGCCCGCCGUCGCCAUCUCGAUCUGCUCGUUUGUGGCCAAGUCGGCGGCCACCGCGGGCUCGCAUGCGCUGUCCCAGGCCCAAGCCGUGUCCCUGGGUCAGCAAUUGGCGGCCCAUGCCAUGACCGGUCCCGACUCCUACUUUGCUCCGACCCUCACCUUCGACGGUUUUGUCGUCACGCUGGAGUCCCAACGACAGGCCGCCGAGAAUUUUCAGCGCCAAUACGAGGCGUUCCAGGCCGCCGAAGACCGAGUCGAUGACGCCAAGGCGGCCGGGGAAACCCUUCUGGCAACCGUGCAGCACGAACAGUCAACCAGACUCGAUCUGCAGUCACAGGCCUUGGAUAAAUACCGCGCGGCAGCAGCUACGGUCGACGCCUGCGACAAGCUGCUCAGGGAUGAUGAAGAAGACCUGAGACAUGCAAAAGACCGGUUCGAAACCGGUCUCGAUGAGUGGAUAAGGAAGCAGACCUUCCUGGCCAUCUGCACAAUCCUUGGUGCCGUCUUCCGUGAGUGGCUUCCCUGGUCCUUCCUAUUGAACCCCGGUCACGAGGCCAUAGUCGAACUGACAUGUGCGUGCGCGCGGCCUUUAGAAUUUGCGGCCGGAAUCUACGCCGUCGGGAAGGGGUCGGGCAACCCAGGCGCAGUCGAAAAAAUCGUCGAUGAAGUUGAGAAGGCCGAAGAAGCGGCAGGGGCUGCGGAGGAUGUCAUCCUCGGCUCCAAAGCCUUCAAGGGGCUGUGGGAAUAUACCAAAGCAUUGGGGAAGCUGUAUCCCCACAUUUCCGAUGUCGUCUCUGCUGUGGGCAAGAUCGACCGUCUGGGAGAUCAUGAUGAGAUUGACCUUCCGACCUUGGGCGGCGAUAUCUCCGGCUCCGAUGGGACCGAUGCUGACGCCGGCUUGAUCAUGAGUCUGGCCGCUUGGGAUGAGUGGGAGUUAGACUCGGACCAACAGAUGCAAUGGGCUGUCUCGCAACAGAAUCCCGCGAUCGACGGAGCCAGUGAGUAUCGCUUGACCCUGCGCAAACAUGCGGUUCACGGCCGCGCAUUGGCCCAGGCCCAGGCCGAGGCUGUCAAGCAAGGUCAGGAAUAUGUCCAGGCCACCCUCAUGGUGCUCCAAGCCAACCGCGAUAUCGAGGCCAUCGACGACCUGCUAGCCCACUACGAGGAAGAGAAAGAUGCAUACGCUCAGGCCGAAGCGAAGUUCUAUGAUCGAUACCUCCAGCUGCAGACCACGCUCGCCAUUCAGUUGCAAUAUGCGGUCGAUGCCUGUCGAUUCUACACCCUGAAAGAACCUGCAGUCAUCCUGGACUCACAGAUGUCUGUGGACGAUAUAACCAACUGCAUUGCAGAUCUGCGGGGUGCGAUGCAAGAUGUAGAUAUUCAAUAUGCGAACGGAUACACGCCUAACACUCCUACCACAUUUUCGGACGAGUUAGCAUCCAAAUUUCCCGAGACGGUGAUCGCCGGCCUGAAGAGCAGUGAGCAAGGGUAUAGUGCCACGUUCACGCUAUUGCCCAUGCCAGGCGACAACUACGACCCCGGCCCGGAAAACUACGCAUACCCCUUCACAGGGGGAUUCCACUACCGGCUGAAUGGGCUGGAGCCGCGCCUGAUCGGUGUGAAACCGCUGCCCGACGCGGUCCACGAUGGCCGCGCGCUUGUCAGGUUCCGCAUCGAAACCUCCGGGACCUAUUCGGAUCUCGGGUAUGACCCCGAUACGAAGGAAACCAAGGUCUGGCAUUUCGUCAGCAAGCUUCGACAGAACCGCUACGUCUACGAGAUUGACGAGUCGGGCGCUUGGCUCCGUGACAGGGAGCGAGCCACGUACGAUGACCACGAGCACGCGCAACCUCCGCCCUUCACACUCUGGAAGCUCACACUUGAAAACCCCGAAGACCUGGAUUUGAGUACACUGGACAAACUGGAGCUACACUGGGACGCAUUCUACCGGCCGGACUUCCCAUUAUGA